Molecule: messenger RNA, 3039 nt
Organism: Cyclocybe aegerita
Lineage: Eukaryota; Fungi; Basidiomycota; Agaricomycetes; Agaricales; Hemipholiotaceae
Source: the annotation of a GenBank genome assembly
AUGCCUCUAUUUUCAACGCGAGGCCCCACUAAAGAUAGCUUGGAGUAUGGCGGCAUAGACGAUGUCCAAUCUCAGCGUAAAUCCAACAGGCAGCUUACGACGUCCAGCCUCAUUCGCAGGCUGUUCUUCAGCUUAGUUGUUGUUGCAGCACUUGCUCAAGCAUUUUUUCAUCUUCUGCCAGACCUUCAACGCCUCAUAGAAACACCCCCAAGCUCUGGUCCUUCGCAUUCACGGGACAUCGCAAAAUGUCCUGGUUACGAAUUGCACUCGCUGAAACACACGAACACCGGACUCACCGCUCGUCUUUCCCUUGCGGGACCUGCCUGCAAUGCUUUUGGAACCGACGUCUCUGACCUCACGAUCAAGGUCGUCUAUGAAACCCAGUCUCGUCUCCAUGUCAACAUCUUUGACACGGCCGACAAACAGUACACCAUUCCCGAGUCUGUGAUCGACCGACCUCCACCUCCAACCCAAUCGUUUACCAAAACUUCGGACAUUUUGUUCAAUUACGAGUCGUCGCCAUUCGCGUUUUGGAUCACGAGAAGAUCGCAACCUGACACAACACCGCUGUUCGACACCAGAAUCACCUCGUUACCGGAGACGCCUAUCUCACCUGUAAUCCCGGGCGACAACUCGACAGCUCUGGGUGGAUUUCCUCUUGUUUUCGAAGACCAGUAUCUCCAGUUGGCUUCUGCUGUUCCCAAAAACACAAACAUCUAUGGUCUAGGCGAGGUUAUCUCUAGCUCAGGAUUUCGUAGAAACAUUGGUCCCGCCAAUGGCACGAUCCAGACGAUGUGGAGUCGCGACGUAUCAGAGCCAGUCGACGAGAACUUAUACGGCGCGCAUCCCGUCUAUUUGGAGCAUCGUUUCGACCCUCAAAGUGCAACCUCGCAAUCUCAUGGCGUUUUCUUGCUCAGUGCUGCUGGCGGAGACAUCCUCCUCCUGACGCCUCCCUCGUCCAGUGUUUCUCUCGUCGAAUAUAGGAUGAUUUGUGGUGUUCUGGACUUCUACUUCUUCUCUGGGCCCACACCGAAUGAGGUCAUCGAACAAUACGGCGCCCUGAUUGGCCUUCCGACAUGGCAACCUGCAUGGGGUUUUGGCUUCCAUCUCUGCCGAUGGGGCUACAAGGACUUGAACGAAACGCGUGAACAGGUUAUCCGGAUGCGCGAAGCCAAUAUUCCUCUCGAAGUUAUGUGGAACGACAUAGAUCUUUACCAUGCCGUUCGUGAUUUCACUUCUGACCCUGUCAGCUAUCCUGGCGACAAAGUGCGAGAGUUCAUACGAGAGCUGAACGCAAAUCACCAGCACUAUAUCCCAAUCGUCGACGCAGCCAUCCCGAAACAGGUCAACGCAACCGACCUGUAUCAUCCGUACACAAAAGGAGUCGAAGAGGAGGUGUUUAUCGCGAACCCCGACGGUACGGAGUAUGUUGGACAGGUCUGGCCGGGAUACACGGUUUUCCCUGACUGGUUCCAGAAGAACACCCAGCAGUGGUGGACGGAUGCAUUCCGCAACUGGAGUGAAUCUGGGAUCGAGUUCUCUGGCAUCUGGCUGGACAUGAACGAGGCUAGCUCGUUUUGCGACGGAUCUUGUGGGACUGGAGCCAACCUCAUAAACACGAGCGUCCCGUUUAUUCUCCCUGGCGAACCAGGUCAUUUGAUACUCGGUGGGUCUGACUUUCUUUCUUACAGUGAAAAGGACUCGUCGCUGAAGUGGACGCCUGCAGAUUAUCCGGAAUGCUACAACGCAACGAUCUUUGGCCCAAGCGGAAACAUUACCGUGAAUGGAACGUUGACAUGUCUUUUCAACGAGGAUGCCACACCCAUUUCGUCGAUCAACAAGCGAGGUCUUGGAGCUGGCAAGCAGCGGAAUGUCGAUCUGAACACCCCUCCUUAUGCAAUUCAUAACGGCUUCGGACGAUUAUCGACACAUGCUCUGGCAACUAACGCUACCCAUGCCCAAGGUCAAGUUGAGCUUGACGUCCACAACCUUUGGGGUUUGAUGGAACAGAAGGCGACGCAUCUUGUGCUUCAAGAAGUCAUUCCGAAACAGCGUCCGUUCAUCAUUAGCCGCUCAACCUUCCCUUCCUCGGGGAGAUGGACAGGACAUUGGUUGGGAGACAACUUCAGCUUAUGGUCAUAUCUCCGAUACAGCAUAGCCGGUAUACUGCAGUUCCAGAUAUUCCAGAUCCCUUUUGUUGGUGCGGACACGUGUGGCUUUGAUGGAAAUACGGACGAGGAGCUCUGCAAUCGGUGGAUGCAGCUCUAUGCCUUCAUGCCCUUUUACAGGAACCAUAAUAUCAAGGGGCAAUACCACAGGAGCCGUAUCGCUGGGACAGUGUCGCAAACGCGUCACUACACUCUGUUUGCGAACUCGUCCAUGUAUGGAACCCCUCCAGUUCGGGCGCUCUUCUUCGAGUUCCCCAACGAGCCCGAACUAUUCGACGUCGAUGCUCAGUUCUUGAUUGGAGCUGAUAUCCUGGUUACCCCCGUGCUGGAACCAAACGUAUCCACCGUGUCAGGCUUCUUUCCUGGGUGUGGCCAAGUCAUCUGGCGUGAUUGGUAUACCCAUAGUGUCGUCCACAGCGUUCCUGGGGAGCCCACAACUCUGUCGGCGCCUCUGGGCCAUAUUAAUGUCCAUAUUCGCGAUGGCUCUGCACUCCUUCUGCACGUUGAGCCCCGGUAUACGAUCGCAGAAACGCGCCGAGGGCCCUACUCGCUUCUCGUUUCUCUGAAUGCGGAGGGUGUGGCAUAUGGAUCCGCAUAUAUCGACGACGGUAUUAGCUACCCACCUGGCCCACAUCGGAUUCUCACUUUCUCGAUACGCAACAACUCUAUAUCGAUCUCCAGCACAGGGUCUUUCGAAGUAGCGCAGAAACUUCAGGAGAUCACUAUUCUCGGGGUGAACGCCAGACCGAAGGCUGUUGAUCUGAACGGGAGGGUGACUGCGCAGUGGUUGUAUGCGCCCCAACAGGAUAAGCUCGUGAUGAGUGGUGUUGAUGCGGACUUGAACGACCCUGUCUUUGUGGAAUGGAAGUAA